This is a messenger RNA of Rosa chinensis, 1774 nucleotides long. RefSeq lists its product as uncharacterized. Bases 127 to 1533 code for a protein of 468 amino acids. NCBI's taxonomy places the organism in Eukaryota, Viridiplantae, Streptophyta, Magnoliopsida, Rosales, Rosaceae. The record is from RefSeq and is a predicted model, not a curated record. The transcript has 2 exons. Gene Ontology annotation, molecular function: protein binding.
UCACGCUUCUAUUUUGCCAAAUGACUCCAAACCCGUAAAACGUCCCCACUGGCCACUACUAGUUCUCUCUCUCUCUCUCUCGUGAGUCUCGUUUCCACUCCACACCCUUUUGCCGAGCUUUCCACAAUGGAGAACUACUCCUACCCGGACUCCCGCGAGUCGUCCCCACGCUCCCGCGAAAUCGACUGCGACACUCCCUCCUGGGACGAUCAGCCUCCCUCCUCCGCCGCCGCCGCCGCCACCUACAAGGUCAAGCUCAUGUGCAGCUACGGCGGCAAAAUCCAGCCCCGGCCCCACGACAACCAGCUCGCCUACGUCGGCGGCGACACCAAAAUCCUCGCCGUCGAUCGCAGCAUCAAGCUCUCCGCCUUCAUUUCCAAGCUCUCCUCCCUCUGCGAAACCCCCGACGGCGCCGUCUGCUUCAAGUACCAGCUCCCCGGCGAGGAUCUCGACGCCCUCAUCUCCGUCACCAACGACGAGGACCUCGACCACAUGAUGAUCGAGUACGACCGCCUCUACCGCGCCUCCGCUAAGCCCGCGCGUCUCAGACUCUUCCUCUUCCCGAUCAACCCUUCCGCUCCGGCCAGCUUCGGCUCCAACGAGUCCAAGUCCGAGCGCCAGUGGUUCGUCGACGCCUUGAAUUCCGUUCAGAUCCAGUCCCCGGAAGGCUCCUCUCCCACCGCUCCGGUCUCCGCCUCCUCCACCAACCCCGAUUUCCUCUUCGGAUUCGACAAGGGAUACGCCGCCGCCGCCGCUCCCGUCGCGAAAUUGCCUGAUUCCGUCACGCCUCCGACUGUUCCUGAUUCGCUUGUGAAGAACACGCUCGCCGCCGGACCGGAAUUGGUCUCGGAGCCGACGCUGUCUCAAUUCGAGAUUCAGAGGCAGAUUCAGGAGCUACACAGAAUGCAAAUUGCUGCCGGUCACGAGCCGACUAUCUAUCAGAGGAAAAACGAAGAGGUUCCGAACCCUCGGGCUUACACAGCUGAUUAUUACUCUCAGAAGCUUCCAGAAAACAUAGCUGCUCCGGCGCCACCGGGAGCCGCUCCUGUUCCAAUGCCGGCACACAUGCAAUUUCCGACUUCUUAUAUGCCGGAAAGGCACAUAAACACUGGAAGUUAUCAGGUGGCGGCGGCUCCCGGUGGAGGCGAGCAGCCUGUGUACCUCAUUUCCACACCAGCUGGUGUAUACCAGGCUCCGGCUCAUAGACCGGCCACUGGACCAGUCGGGCAGGCUUACUAUGGUGUACCGCAGAGAAUGGUUCCCGAGGUGUACCGUGACGCACAGGCAUACAAUACGGCAGUGGCAGCUCAGCAGCAGCAGCAGCAACAACAACAGCAGCAAGCAAAGGUGGCUGCUUACAGUGAAGGGUUUACACAAGUGGGUUAUGACAAUUCUGGGAGGCAAGUGUACUACACUACAGCCGGAGGCGCGGUGGCUUCAUCUUACCAGACUGUGGCGCCAGUACCGGUUGCUGUUGAUGCAAGACAAGGUGGUGGUGGCGCUUUGAAUCAAAUUCAAGACGGUGCUAGGUGAAGAGCAGGAGGGCUACAGUAGGAAACUGUGACCAUCUCUGCAGAAGAAGGGUCGGUUCUAAAUCACCCUAUGAUCUCUCUUGCUCAAUCAAUUUAUUAAUUUAAAAUUCACUAAAAUUUUAUCCCAACUGGAAUGUUCUUAUGUCCAAACCUUAUGGCCAAUAUAUUGUAAAAGAAUGUUAAAAGACAUCGUAUCAGAUACUUCAAUAGGCAACUUAUAAAUGUUUUUAAGUCAUUGGACA